CGUGUGAUUUCUAUGAGCGUCGACAUGAGUCAAAGAGGUGAAACGAGCGAAGGAGCCCCCGGAGCAGCAGCAGACCAGCAGAAGAAGAAGAUGAAAACCAUUUACAUCGUUUACCUCAUCGCUGCUCUGGAUAUAACAUGGAUGUUUUUGCAGUUUUCUGUUACCCCUUAUUUGGCAAAGAAACUUGGCUUCGACACUUUGUGGUUUGGUUAUUUGCAAACCAUGGUGGGCAUCAUUCAGCUGCUCGGGGGUCCUAUGUUUGGAAGGUUUGCAGAUCUCUUCGGGGCACGAGUGGCUUUGUCUCUGGCCUGUGCUUCAACUAUUGUUUUCUUUCUGCUAUUGGCCAUAGCAGACCAUCCUGCCAUGCUGUUCAUCCACAAAAUCCCCACAGUCUUCAUGCAUGUCCUGCCUGCGUCUCAGAUGGUUGUUGCAGACCUUUCAGAACCUGAGAAACGCGCAGAUGCUUUAUCAAAACUAGGUCUGUGUUUUGGUGUCGGUAUGAUCGCCGGCUCCACGUUGGGCGGACAUCUUAACACACGCUACGGGGAGGCAUUUACCGCAUGUUUUGGUGCUGUGGGGAGUACCUUCAGUUUACUGUUGGUAUUAAAGUUUAUCCCAAAAACUACUAAAGCUCAAACUCCAAGAGCCAACACAGAAAGUGAGAACAAAAGAAAGUCAAUAUUCAACGUGGGAGAGAUCAUAAGACUGACGAAGUUUCCAGGUGUGACUGCAACUUUUCUUGUGAAGAUAGUCGCAGGCUUGCCGUCAGGCAUUUUUCAAGUGAUGUUUUCGAUCAUCGCGCUGGACAUCUUCAAGCUGCAACCUGAGCAGAAUGGCUAUCUGAUGGCCUACUUUGGCAUCGUCCAAAUGGUUAUUCAGGGAGGAGUGAUCGGUCGACUUACGGCGAGAUACUCCGAGAGCUCGCUGCUGCUUCUGUCCAUCGGAGUUUCUUCUUUGGUGGGACUGGCUCAGGCCUACAUGCAGAAUGUGUUCCACUUCUGCCUCACCGUCAUCCCCAUGAUGUUUUCUCUCAGUGUGUUUAAUGUGAUCACAGACAGCAUGCUCACCAAGAGCGUACCGUCCUCGGACACAGGCACAAUGCUGGGGCUGUGUUCAUCUGUUCAGUCUCUGCUUCGCACGGUUGGCCCGACUGCUGGCGGCUUCCUGUAUGUGAACUAUGGCGUUUCCUCUUUAGGCCUAAUCCAGUUUGUUGUGAAUAUUGUUGUGUUUGUUUAUCUGCUGCUGCGUCGGCCAAAGAAGUUGGCCGAGCAGAAGGAAUGAAAUCACUUAGUUUUUUGAAAAGCUCCAAAUUGUCCAAAGCCUAACAGAGGAAAUCAGUAUUUGAUUUUAGGAACAAUUAUUUCUACAAUUGCACAUACUCAGAGCACUGUGCCGCAGUCGUUUACAUGGCGCGAUAAGGCCAACAGUUUAGCAUUUUCACUGUGUUUCUGAGGCAGAAACAAACCACUAGAUGGCAGCAAAGCCCUCAUUUCACCUGAGGAGAGUUUUAUUUUCCAGGGUUGAUCAUUCUCACUCACAAUAGAGAUACAGAUUCCAGUCAUUUUGUUGAUACAUAGAUUUUAUUAUACAUCAUAAAAAGUAUCAAUUAAUGGACCAAUUAAUCAUUUUUAAUUGAAUAUAAUUAUAUAUCAGAACAAUUUUCAAUUUUUAUUGAAAGUUUAUUUUUU
Seriola dumerili (greater amberjack) is the source of this 1688-nucleotide messenger RNA. It is a transcript of the gene slc67a1, whose product is annotated as solute carrier family 22 member 18. Gene Ontology annotation, molecular function: transmembrane transporter activity. Gene Ontology annotation, biological process: transmembrane transport. NCBI's taxonomy places the organism in Eukaryota, Metazoa, Chordata, Actinopteri, Carangiformes, Carangidae. The record is from RefSeq and is a predicted model, not a curated record. The transcript is spliced from 10 exons. Bases 13 to 1281 code for a protein of 422 amino acids.